AUGCUUCAGGCCGCCUCCGACCACAGCGUGGACAACAGCACAGCGAUGCUUCACGAGUGGCUCAGAGGAGUCCAGCACCGGUACCACUCUGUGGAGUGGAGGCCCACGGAGCAGCCGAGCUCUUUUGCAGACGAGGAAGGACCCAAACACUGGCCCGACUCUCGGUUUGUCCAUGUGAUGAAGCUGAGGCAGGCGGCACUCAGAGCGGCCAGACGGCUGUGGACCGACUACAUCCUGUUUGUGGACAGCGACAACUUGCUCACUAACCGCCAGGUGCUGACUGACAUGAUGGCGGAGAACCUGACGGUUGUGGCUCCCAUGUUGGAAUCAAAGAGCCUCUACUCCAACUUCUGGUGCGGUGUGACUCCUGAGGGCUACUACAGGCGAACCCCCGAGUACAUCCCCAUCCGUAAGUGGAGGCGGCGGGGCUGCUUCGCCGUCCCCAUGGUCUACUCCACCUUCCUGCUGGACCUGAGGCGCAGAGCCAGCAGAGACUUGGCCUUCUACCCUCCUCACCCCCAGUACCCACACCACCUGGACGACAUCAUGGCGUUUGCUUUCUCUGCACGACAAGCAGGUCAGACCUUCGUCAAUCUGAGAUCCUUGACCUCCUCCCUGCUGCACUCGAUGGCCGUCGACAUGCUGCCCGGCUACACAGACCCGUACUCGGACCGAGUGCUGACCAGAGGGGAGGUGGGCUGCUUCCUCAGCCACUACAACAUCUGGAAGCAGGUGCUGCAGCAGGAACUGCAGCAGGUGCUGGUGCUGGAGGACGAUGUGAGAUUCGAGCCCAGAUUUCACAGCCGGCUGGUGGCCGUCAUGGAGAACGUGCACAAAGUGGGGCUUGACUGGGAUCUCAUCUACGUGGGCCGUAAGCGGCUGCAGGCGAAGGGGCCGGAGUCCUGGGUGAAGGGAGUCCCUGACCUGGUGCACCCUGGAUACUCCUACUGGACUCUGGGCUACGUCCUUUCGCUGAGCGGCGCCCAGAAGCUGCUGCAGGCCGAACCUCUGAACAAGAUGCUGCCUGUCGAUGAGUUCCUGCCCGUCAUGUUCAACAAACACCCCAAAGUCGAGUACAUGCAGCACUUUGAGCACAGAGACCUGAGAGCGUUCUCAGUGGAGCCUCUGCUGCUCUUCCCCACCCACUACACCGGCGAGCCCGGCUACUUCAGUGACACCGAGACGUCGACCAUCUGGGACGACGAGGCCACGGAGACGGACUGGGACAGAAGAGAGGCCGGACACGGCCGUGGGCAGCGGUCUGAGGGGGCGGGGCUUCAGCCUGGGGCUCAGUGA
Molecule: messenger RNA, 1296 nt
Organism: Stegastes partitus (bicolor damselfish)
Lineage: Eukaryota; Metazoa; Chordata; Actinopteri; Pomacentridae
Gene: colgalt2a
Product: collagen beta(1-O)galactosyltransferase 2a
Exons: 9
Coding region: 1-1296 (431 amino acids)
Molecular function (GO): procollagen galactosyltransferase activity
Source: RefSeq, a predicted model, not a curated record